AGAAGAUCCAAUGCAAUUAGUUUUUUAGCACAUUUCAUUUGAGAUGCAAUACAUAUUUCCAUAAGAUGUGAGAUUUACAAAUAAAAUAUAGGAUAUUAUAUAAAAAUUAAAGAUAGCCUAGGAAUAGGCAAGAGUUGGUAAUCUUAUCGCUGUUGCUGAGUGUAUAAAAAGUAUUAUUCAUGCUCCAGAACGUACUUAAGAAGAAAUACUUAAAUAUACAAAUCUCUAUAACUAGGCAGUCACAUAUUUUAAUUAGAUCUCAUAAGCGAAUUGA
This is a messenger RNA of Paramecium primaurelia, 274 nucleotides long. NCBI's taxonomy places the organism in Eukaryota, Ciliophora, Oligohymenophorea, Peniculida, Parameciidae. The record is from the annotation of a GenBank genome assembly.